Molecule: messenger RNA, 1329 nt
Organism: Owenia fusiformis
Lineage: Eukaryota; Metazoa; Annelida; Polychaeta; Sabellida; Oweniidae
Source: the annotation of a GenBank genome assembly
AUGAUGCAAAACACUUUUCAAUUCCAAUGGCCUAAUCUGGGCUUGUUUAUGUUUGCAGGCGUGCAUCCUUACAUUAAAUACAAUGAAUCGGGAGACAGAAUAAUCGAAUGCUGUGAGUGUGGCGAAACAUUUGAGUUGACUGCCCAUCUUCUUAAUCACCUCAGGGUGGACCAUGAUCGUGAUGAUGAUAAAGCAGUACAUUGCAAAGAAGAUGGUUGUGAUUAUAAAUGUGCAGGAUUCUAUACAUUUGGUUUCCACCUUGGGUCUCAUUUCGAGCAGAUAUUUCGAGUAAACUGUCAAGAGUGUGGAGCUAGUAUGAAAAGCACGCAUAGCCUCAAGCUGCACAUAAAGCAUGUACAUAGUGAAGUAAGGGAUCACAUGUGUACUGUAUGUGGUAAAGCCUUCAAGAGAGGGAACCAACUAAAGGAGCACUUCCAGGUUCACAUGGAAGACAUAGAGAAGACCUUUAAUUGUAGAACAUGUGAUAAGAAAUAUGGAAGUCGAUAUAAACUUCUCCGUCAUGAAAGAACACAUAACAAACCAUAUCAUUGUGAGAUAUGUGGACAAAGUUUUGCACGUAUGGAACAUAUGACCAAUCACAAAGCCACUCACAAUAAAGCAUUUAAGUGUGAAAAAUGUGACAAAUUGUUUUCUCUCCCUGAUCAGUUAAAGAAACAUCUUGAGGCACAUGAAAAAUACUUCAAGUGUGAAAAAUGUGGCCAAGAAUUUAACACUGCAAGUAAAUUUAGCAAACAUUUAUUGCUACAUGAGAAACAUCCUGAUAAGGUAGAUUCAGAAAAAUAUAAAAAAUAUGGAUGUUCUAGGUGUGAAAAGAGAUUUGCAAGUAACAAAUUAUUAAGACGUCAUAUUGCAAGGCAUAAUGACGCCACUUAUCACUGUGAAAUAUGUAAGAGAAUGUUCACAUGUAUGGAGUAUUUAAACCGACAUAAUAAGAGAACACACAAUAUAACCAAGCUACUACAAUGUGAAAUGUGUGAUCUAACUUUCUCACAAGCCAUUCGGUUAGCUCAACACAUGAAAAAACAACAUUCCCUUGAAAGUAAUGAAAUCGUGAAGGAGAUAGAAGUAUCAGAUAUGUUUACAUGUUCAGUAUGUAAUGCAAAGUUUAGUUGUAGAAAAGACUUGCAAGAACAUAUAAGUGCUCAUAUUCCUGUUGAUAACACUCCAAUGAUGGGUCACUAUGGGUUCCCUCCAAGAGCCCAUAUGGGGCACAUAGCUCAAGUUCACCCUAGUGGGACUGGGAUAUAUACUCUACUGGUUGAUUCAGGAUCAACAACUACAUCCAAAAACAUAACACCACAAUAUUAA